AUGUCCGAAGGACGCGAAAGAUAUUCUUUGCGGCAGACGCCCAAAAAGACAGAGCGUGCUGGAUUCGUUGAGACUCCACGAAUUCGCCGACCACGGAAGUCCCAAUUUCCCGAAGAGACAGACGAUUCUUCAUCCGCAACAGAUAAUUCUUCAUCGAAGAGGUCUUCGAGUCGAAAAGUCAACAUGGUCGAGGCAGCGACGGCCAACGAUCAUAUCAGUAAUGGCUCGGCAACUAAUGGCUUUACUUCUGCGGUCAAUGGCUUUAACACAAAUGAUUCGCUGAGGAAUAAAAGCGCAAAAGCCAAGACCGAGAUCGAAGAGAAGGCAGUUAAUGGGAAACCAGAGGUUACAGAAGAACCAAAGAUCGAAGAGAGGGCAGUUAAUGGGAUACCAGAGAUUAUAGACGACCCAAAGAUCGACUCUUCUGGCCAUUUCGACUUUGGUGGUUCUUUCGGCGUGAGUGCUAUGAUGAUCGGGUUCCCUUGUCUCAUGUGGUAUAUGUGGAUUGGAGCAACAUACUACAAUGGAAAAUUCCCCACGCCGGAACCAGGUCAAGCAUUUCUCGAUUUCGUCAAACAUAUGGGUCAUCUCGUCUACACAGGAGCAUUUCCCAGUCUUCGUGCGUGGAAAAUCUACUGGGUCUUCUUCGUCUUUGAGGGUGUCUGUUAUUGUCUUAUGCCAGGAGUUUGGGGUUAUGGUAAACCGCUCCCUCAUGAGGGGGGUAAGCAAUUGCCAUACUAUUGCUCUGGAAUCUGGUCAUUCUAUUUCACCAUUGUCACCGCUGCUCUCUUGCAUUACUUCGACAUCUUCAAAAUCUAUACUCUCCUUGAUGAAUUUGGGCCAAUUUUGUCAGUGGCAAUUUGCUCUGGAUUUUUGGUCUCAAUUGUCGCGUAUUUCUCGGCUUUGGCGCGUGGAGCUCAGCAUCGAAUGACAGGAUAUCCAAUUUAUGAUUUCUUCAUGGGAGCCGAAUUGAAUCCAAGAAUGUUUGGCAUCUUAGAUUUUAAAAUGUUCUUUGAGGUCCGUCUGCCUUGGUUCAUUCUUUUGGGUCUUUCAUGUGCCGCUGCUGCAAGACAAUAUGAGCAGUAUGGUUAUGUAUCGCCUGAAGUCGGCUUCUUGAUCAUGGCUCACUUUUUAUAUGCAAAUGCAUGUGCUAAGGGAGAGGAGUUGAUCAUUACUACCUGGGAUAUGUACUACGAGAAAUGGGGCUUCAUGUUGAUCUUCUGGAACCUCGCUGGUGUUCCUCUCAGCUACUGUCACUGCACCAUUUACUUGGCCAGCCACCCACCUUCGGAAUACUCGUGGAACAAGUAUUUCCUCUUCUUUUUGUACACCUCGUACCUCUUCGUGUACUGGGUUUGGGAUACUACCAACAGUCAAAAGAAUAGAUAUAGAUCUCGUGAACGUGGUACCGUCACAGACCGUAAGGCAUUCCCCCAACUGCCAUGGAAGGAGGUCAUGAACCCACGUGUCAUCAAAACCAAAACUGGUGAUUCAAUUUUGGCCGAUGGUUGGUACGGAAAGGCUCGCAAGAUCCAUUAUACUUGCGACUUCUACUUUGCUUUCUGCUGGGGUCUCAUUACUGGCUUCAAUAGCCCAUUUCCUUGGUUCUACUGUUUCUUUUUUGCCGGCAUGAUCUCUCAUCGCGCAUAUAGAGAUAUUCAGAAGUGUAGAGAGAGGUAUGGAGAGGCCUGGGAGGAGUACGAAAAACUGGUGCCAUAUUUGUUCAUUCCAGGUAUCUUUUAG
Messenger RNA from Sclerotinia borealis F-4128, 1743 nucleotides. Lineage: Eukaryota; Fungi; Ascomycota; Leotiomycetes; Helotiales; Sclerotiniaceae. The record is from the annotation of a GenBank genome assembly.